This is a messenger RNA of Oryzias latipes (Japanese medaka), 3313 nucleotides long. It is a transcript of the gene nrn1a, whose product is annotated as neuritin 1a. Gene Ontology annotation, cellular component: plasma membrane. The record is from RefSeq and is a predicted model, not a curated record. Gene Ontology annotation, biological process: nervous system development; neuron projection extension. NCBI's taxonomy places the organism in Eukaryota, Metazoa, Chordata, Actinopteri, Beloniformes, Adrianichthyidae.
CGCGCGCCAAAGAGGCUCUGAGAGCUCAGCGCGCGCGGCGGUCAGCAAGAGGAACGGCGCGAAGAAACAAACCAAAGGAGUGAAGGAGGAAGAGGAGAAGCCGGAGGCACGCGGACAACUGUCUCGUGUUGGAUGUAGCAGUUUGCGCGUGCGUGUGCGCGCGGCACGCGCUUUGCGGCUGUCCAACUCUGUGGGUCCGUGCGCGCGUGAGCGGAGGAUGGGAGGAAGCUGCUCCUUCAGAUGCCUCGCGCUCUUCUUGGCUUUUCACAUAGUGUCCGUGUUGCAGACAGUGCUGGUCAGCGCUGGUCAAUGUGACUCCGUGUUCAAAGGCUUCUCCGACUGUCUGAUCCAGCUGGGAGACAACAUGGCCAACUAUCCGCAGGACCUGGACGACAGGGAGAACCUUCAGAAGAUCUGCAGUUACUGGGAUAACUUCCACUCCUGUGCCACGACGGCGCUGGCGGACUGCCAUGAGGGAGCCACGGACCUCUGGGACAAACUGAAAAAGGAGUCCCGAAGCCUGAAUUUCCGUGGGAGUUUGUUUGAACUGUGUGGCGGCGGCAACGGAGCCCCCAGAUCUGCAGACGCCAGAGGAGUAGCCUUGGUUCUAACCACACUGCCCACCAUACUGACUUGGCUGGCAUUUUAACAGCAACGGAGAGGAGAUGCAGAAAGACAAAGUGGAAUCAAGAUAUUAAAAAAAAAAAAUCAAAAAAAAAAAAGAAACAGUGACAUUCACUCCUUCAUGCUAAAAAGAAACAAAACCUCAAGGACUGAGUCUGAAUUCAUCCCAAAAAUGGAUUUCUUCUUCUUCAUUGCAAUACCGUCACCUGGUUGGCCGUUUGGGGCGUUUGACUGUCUGGAUUGCUCGUCCAAUCACAGCCGACCUAUCCCAGAGAUCGAUCGUAUUAAAUAUUUACGAUGCAGCUGAGAUAAAAUGAAGCAAAUCAUGAAAUUUUGAUGGAUUCUUGCCCACUUACAAUGGUUGAAUUACAUAAUAUUAAAGUCAGCCAUGCAUUAUUGAUCUGUGAAAUGCUCCGGCUAGACGGCAUAAUGUGACGGCUCACGGUGUUCGGCCUUAAAUUAGUUUCCUCUCAUUCAGCCCGAGGUCCUGAUGCAAAAACAAAACAGAAUGAAUAAGAACAGCCAAGGCAUCAAACCCAUCUCUGAACUGUGAACUUCCUUUCCCCGUCCUUCAACUGACAGUGGUUUUGGGGGAUGGAGACUUGGCGUUUGCGUCUGUUCUGGCCGCUAACGCGAGCAGGCCGCAGUCAGAAUCAGGAAACCAGCGCCCUCCUGCGCAGGUCAGCUUCUACAGGCAGGAGGCGAAGCUGCAAUAAUCACAGCACUGACCUUUGGUGCAUGACUCGCAGUCAACUGUCAUUUCAGUAUUAUCUGACAUUUAUAGUGCUUUACAUUUGAUUGUUGAGCUAGCCAGCUUGCUAACAUGCUAGCAACUACUUUGUAAAGUCAACAACAAGUGAAGAAACCUUGAUUUGCCAGAAUUUUAGGCAGAUUGGACCACUUUUUGUGGCGGGUAGGGUAGUAGUCCAGAUUCAAACAUGCUUUUGUUUCAAAUAAUAGUUUAAAAUGAUGUUAAUCUGCAUGAUAUCAGUUUAGAAUGCCCCAAAGCAUUUCAGGAAAUGGGCACAAAAUGGCAGCAAUCUGAAACAACGGUCAGAUUCAGGCUACUAGCAAUCAGCUAGCGGUUUAGAGUGGCAGAAAAAAAACAAACAUUAGAAAUGUUGUGAUUCAGACGUAGCUAAAUGAUUCAAUGUCCUCCAUGAAAACAUUUACUUCUGUAGAAGGCAAGCAUGUUGAUCCUGUGUAGUUUAUGUGAGCCAACAAUUUGGAUUUAAAGAAUUUUUUAUAAAAAAAAAAGAACAUGCAUAUGAGAGGAUAUUUCAUGAAACAUAUUAAAUUAUUUUAUCUUAAACUGUAAAAAGUCUGCAAAGGCUUGCAAAGUGAGCAGUAGGCCAUAUUGGUUAAACCUUUGGAUUGGUGCUUUAUUUGCUGUAAUUAUUUAAACAUUUAAGGAUAAAUUAUUAUUGGAGGAAGUUCAUCAAAUUGACAUUUUUCUUGUUAUCUGAUUUGUCAAGUUGGGCCAAAAGUUUGGCCUGUAGCUUAACUGUGCUGAGGCAGCCUGUGAGCAACUUCUGACCCUAAAAGUCAAAGACAAUAGCUUUUGUUUAACACUACAUUGAUGUUGCAGCAAAGUUGCAGGAAUACUCUGAUAGAGUAUUUUAACACAGGAAAAACAUUCAAACCCAUAUACCAUUUGAAUUAUAGCAUCUUCCUUCCCUCAAAACAAUAAAAACAGGUCAUCUGUGGCGCAGUCGCAUUUUAUUAUUGUACAAAAGAUCCACACAGCAAACAAAGGUGACUUCUGUUGCCUUUUUUUCAGCUACUAGCUACUGAAGGGAGGCACGCUGUGACUGAUGAGUAAAAACACACAAGGAUUUAGUCUUAUGAUGCAUUUAAGUUUAUAAAAGGUUAGUUUUUCUUUGCAAAAACUUCCAAGCAAACAAAAACAUUUUUAAACGUUGUGCUCAUUUCCUGAAAUCCAUUGGAACAUCUGGGUUUUUGUCCGACAUAUUAGAUGUUAAAGUAGCAGCACAUUAAACGUUGGUGUUAGUUGUGGGUGGUUGACUUCUACCAUCUUUCUGUUUCACGGCGCCAGCUGAACCAUGUGAUCAAGAUGACUGAGACUAAACUUUUGCUGGAAAAAAAGAUUCUUUUUUAAUGCUGACAGCAAUAUCCAGGCAAGACAUAUGGCCAGUGUAGCGGAGCAAAAAGAAGAAAAGAACAAUAAAACCGUGGCUGAGGAGUGAUAUGACUGUUGCCAUCCAGCACAUUCUCCAAUCAUUCCAGUGAUUCAUGCUAUUAUUCCUUAGAGAUGAUUUAGUUUAGGUCUAUAUGUUCAAAAGCAGAGUCCCUAACUGCAGAAAUAGGAGUUUGAUUAUUUCUUUGCUGAGACUUGGAUAGUGUUUUCCACUGCCUUCUGACAAAAAGACGUGUACUCCUGUUUGUUUGUUUGUUUGUUUGUUGCUUGGUUGGUUGGUUUGUCUCAUUGUUUGUUAAAUGAAUGGUUGCUCAACAAAAAGAGUUUUAAAAAGAUAAAAAGAAGCUAUUUAAAGAAUUGUCUAUACAAGAAAACAUGUAUAUGAAAGGAUUUUGAAAUGAUACAAAGAAGCUCUAUUACAGAUAGUUUAUCCCAGUUUUAACAGCAGAUUGAAGAUUAUAGGCAUCAUGAAGUAUUCAAGAUAAAAAUAAAACAAUGAUGAAGAGUAACAAAUAAAUGACUAAUGUUUCA